AUGGAGAAGAAGAAAGGAAGAGUUAAGAGAAAGAGGAAGGAAAAACCCUCGGCGCGUGAAAAUCACCGUCCUCGUUCCUCAGACGCCGAUGCCAUUUUUGCUCUGUUACUCGCAUCACUCUCAAACAGUCCCAACUCUGUUAUCUUCAUCAACAAAUGCUUAUUCAAACUUCGCCGUUCUCUUCUUUUCUCGCAAACCUCGGUGACGUCCAUUCUGGCGUUGCUCCCAACCCUACUCCGCUCUACGCGUUCCGAAAUCGCCUGCCGCGCGGCAGACAUCAUCGGUGUCGCCUCGCUCGUUUCCUUCGAUGCCAACGAGCAAAUCGCUUCCGAUUCUGAAACCGUCAAGGGACUAAUCUCGCUGUUGCACUGUCGCAACAGAAAGGUUCUGUUAUCUGCCUGCAAUGCCGUUUUGGACUUUUCCACUACUACCUUCGCUCAACGACAAUUGCUCAAAUUUUCUGCUUUGAACAAAUUGAUGUUUGUGUUUCUUCAGAUUUUCAAGGGUUUGGAAUAUGUUUGUUUGUGGUCUGAGGGUGAUGGAAGUUUUCGCUCUCUUAAGAUUGGGUUUAAGGAAGAUAAACUGUCGUUGGUUUUUCUCACGGCUACUGUUGUUCUUAUCAAUGCCUGUGAAGUUGAGCAGCUACGGAGUAUCCCACAAAGUCUUUCUGAAGCAUUUCUGAGAAUUUUGAAACAGAUAAGGGUGAGAGUGAGUGAUCAAGAGGUGAUCAAAAGUGCUGGGAAAUGGAGUGAAGAAGGGCAUUUUUGUAAAAGCAGCGUUGCAGUUAGAAAUCUUGCGGAAUGCAUCUUUAGGCUUUCCAUUAAUGCUUCUCAACUUAUUGGCUCCUUGUCCUUUGAAGUGGUUCAAGGAGGUCUUUUUGGUGCGAGUGAUACUAGUUUUAAACAUUUUAUAUCCAAUUACUGGGAGGUUUCGCCUUUUCUGCUAACGAAAACCAUGAGGGAUCCAGAUAUGCAUGAUAUGUUUGGUGAAUUUGUUCAGUCUUUGAACUGGAAAGGGAGCGUUCCUGCCAUUCUUUCCUCAACUCUUCAAGGACUCGUGGCUUGUUUCCCUAUUGCCUCAGAUGAACAUAACAUUGUCCAUUUUCUGAAUGAGGCGAAAGAUGAACUUGGUUGUCCUAUAAUCUACCAGCAGGAUAUACGUGUUGUCAAAACAGAGAGCCAAUCAGGAAAAGAGAUGCAUUACUUUCGGGACUUUAAUUCAGGCUACGUUAAGGAACCUCUGUAUUUUACUUUUCAUGAGAUCUUAAAAUGCGAGCAAGCAUAUAACGAGGGCUAUACUGUUGCCCUGCGCGGUCUGGAGUUUCGCUUUCAGAGCAUUGCAGCUAUUGCAGAUGCAUUAGCACUUAUGUUUGGUCAACCUUCAGUUGGUGCUAACUUGUACUUAACACCCCCUAAUUCUCAGGGUUUGGCAUGUCACUUUGAUGAUCACUGUGUAUUUGUAUGCCAGAUUUUUGGCUCCAAGCAUUGGACUGUAUAUUCUCCACCCAGUCAGCUUUUACCUCGCUUAUAUGAUAAUUUACUUGGUUCUGAUAUUGACUGUAAAAAAGCUGGUAAAAGUGAGUUCUCUCUCAUGGAAGGUGAUGUAUUAUAUAUUCCCAGAGGUUUUCCUCACGAAGCUUAUACAAAAUCUGAUGUUGGUGACGGUUCUCCUGGGUUCUCAUUGCACCUUACCAUUAGUAUUGAGGUUGAACCUCCUUUCGAGUGGGGAGGAGUAGCUCAUUUUGCACUUCACCGCUGGAGUGAAAACCAGAAAAGACUGUUUCGUGACGACUCAAAUUUUUUGUCCCAAACACUUGUUCUAGUGUCUGUUAAUCUGUUACAUGUUGCCAUUGGUUUGAUUAGCGAUUUUGAUCCUAGCUUUAGGAAAGCAUGCUUGACUGCUGCAGUUUCCUUGCCGCCAGAUGUUUAUGAUAGUCUUUUUCAGGGUCAGAGAAACACUUUUUUGUACUUAAUUGAUAAAAUUCGUACUGAAUCUAUAUUCAUGGAAGUAAUGAGUAGCAUAGAGGUUGCACUUCAGAAAAAUGAAGAUCCAUUCCAGCGAAUCCAAUGGCUUUGGGUUCUUUGUUUGGAAAAAGAAGCCAGCAGUGAAUACAACAUCGAUAAAUCUUUCAUGAUUGAAGAUCUAUAUUCUCUGUAUGCCCAACACAAGGAUAAAUUACAAGCUACUUUUUUGAAGGUUAAGUCAAGGUUUUGUAGUGAGGUGGAGUUGGAUGAGUUGUUACUCCAUGGUAAUCUAUAUGAUAGACAAGAUCACGGGGACCGUAACUGUUGCCGGUAUAAUCUGGUAUCAUGGAAUCUUCGUUUGCUGGGGUACUUUCUGUUGCCUUAUCAGCUUCCUGCAUUGUAUACUGCUAGAUGCCAGGAAUGA
This is a messenger RNA of Sphenostylis stenocarpa, 2388 nucleotides long. NCBI's taxonomy places the organism in Eukaryota, Viridiplantae, Streptophyta, Magnoliopsida, Fabales, Fabaceae. The record is from the annotation of a GenBank genome assembly.